GUUUUUGUUUCCUUUGCUCCACCCUACCCCCCCGUGCCGUGCGUAUCGGCCGGGCAUUCCGGUCGAAAGAAAACACCACACCCCAAGGCCCCCUGUUCAAAGAACUUGGCCUUUGUGGCACCAGCAUAGUCUUCCUGUGUUGAAUAAUGGCCGACGACGAUGCGGAACCCCGGACACAGGCAGCCGAGGCAGGGUUCGGUUCGGCGGUCCCAUCUUCGGCUUCCAAGUCUUCGGAGCCCAUGGCAUGCGUGGGCUGCCGCAGUCGAAAGCUGAAGUGUUCACGUGAUUUACCUGUUUGCGUUCGUUGCACGAGGCUCAAGAUCGAAUGUGUAUACCCCGAGUCUCGAAGGAAGCCGUCGAACAAGCGCAAAAAUGUCAAGGAGCUCGAGGCUCGAUUAGCACUUGUUGAGGAUCUCCUCAAGGACGCCGGUGCCAAUUCAAAACAUGAUGGUGUCAAGAGUCCGUCCGUCGAAACCCUUGGUGAUGUCAACUUUGAUGGCAUUAGCCCUGGGUCUGGGUCUGGUGAUGGUUCUCCAGAGAUCGAAUAUACAUAUGAAGAUGCCUUACCGCCCUUUUCUGGAAAUUCAUCCAAGGGUCUCGGUCAAAACGUGAACCAGCAAACGAGCAGUGACUACUUCAAUACGCAAGAACUGAUGGGCCUAGGCAUGUUCGAGGUUCCCCCUCCUCCCGGCGUUGUUGAUGAAAUGCACACCCACUUCUUUCAACAACAACACACUUUCAUCCCUAUUAUUCACCCAGCUCGUUACCUUAAAGCUUACCAUUCUCCAAUACACAUGCGUCCUCCCAUGGCCCUUCAGUACGCCAUCUGGGCCAUGGCCUCCUAUCAGAUGGAUAAAUACGCGGCAUUCCAUGACCCUUACUAUCGUAGGUCACGGCAAUAUCUGGAAGCUGACGAGCUCAAGGGCGUCGGAGAACAAUUCAUCACAGUUCAGCAUGCGCAAGCCUGGGCGUUGGUGGCUGCGUACGAGGCACGAACCAUGCACUUCACCCGCGCUGCCAUGAGCUGCGCCAGGAGUCUUAAGCUUUGCCACAUGAUGGGUCUACAUCGCCUCGAUGAGCCGGGAUAUUUGGACAAGAUAACACCCACGAUACUUCCACCGCAAAACGAAGGGUAUUUUGGGGUGCUUUCAUUAUCGACAGUCAUGCCUCAGUCUCGACAGGCUGGCCGAAUCGCAACCAACGUACCAAGCUCGCAUGAUGCAUUCAUCAGCGGCAAAGAAGAGGAAACAGUAAGGCUGCAAGAGAUAUUCUUUGGCGCCACUUAUUCUACGUUUGCCGGAUCAAUCGGCAUAUGCUAUAUAUUCAACCAAAUUCUGGCCCACGUCGGCCAGCUUCGUCCCGAUGAUCGUCCCGGAGACCUCGAAUACGGUCCCUUCUGGAAACGCCACAGGGAAAUUGAUAAUACGCUAUCCAGUUCAUUCAUGUUCCUUCCACCAGGUAUACGGCUGCCCAAGAAUUACCGGAACCCCUCUGCCGUGUUUAUGAACCUGAACCUGCAUGCCGCCGUUAUCUGUCUGCACCAGUGCGCUAUCGAUCGUGCAGAAGCAAACGACCUUUCCGACAGCAUCGUGCAGCCCAGCAUGGUUCGUGUCAUCAACUCAGCGGAUGAGAUCGUCAACAUUGUAAAGCAAGCAGUCCAGGUGGACACCGCGACAGCGUUCAAGAACCCGCUCGUCGCGCUCAGCUUGUACUGUGCGGCUUCAGUGUACAUGUAUGUCUCGAGCGAGCGGGAAAAGGAUGGAAAAGAUAUAUUCAAGGAGACACAAGCGAAACCCAGCCACCUGGACGCCUUGGGCUUCCUCAUAAAGUGCUUGAUAGCCAUCAGCAGGGUUCACCACAUCACGCAGUCAUUCUUGCGACAGGUUCUUGUGGACCUGGAUCAUUACAAUCUUACAGCCCUCAUCAGGGUUCCACCAAUCGAGGGUCUCGAUUUGACCAAGGUCGGCUACAACAUACCGUUGCUGGCUCGGACUUCACUGGCGAGCCAUGCCAAGGUCCAAUCGCCGCUUCCUGGCUACCUGCCACUUGGUAAGCCGAUGGGACAGUCCGAAAAGAAAUGGUUUGGCAAGGCAAAACCACCAGUCACCUGGGUGUGUGGUCAGGGGUCGACAUCAAACUCAUCUCAAAAAGAAGCGCAAGUCGACGAAGCCAGAAAUGGACAGGAGGAGGAUGGAAAUCGCGGCAAACGAAGACGUAUGAGCAAGGAUGAGAACUCGACCAGUCAACGACCAGCUCGAGACGCGCAACAAGUCAACUCGUACUAUGACAACUGGCAAUAUGCUGGUGAUUCUCCGGAAGUCAUGGAAUGUUCGGGUCCGACGACCUCGGGAUACCCCCAGCACCAGCAGCAGCAGCAGCAGCCACAACAGCAACAACAACAGCAGCAGCAACAGCAACAACAGCAGCAACAACAGCAACAGCAACAGCAACAACAGCAGCAGCAACAACAACAACAACAACAACAACAACAACAACAGCAAAAGCAACAGCCACAGCAGCAGCCACAGCAGAUAUCCCCACUGGCCGUAGGGUCUUCGGGUCUGCUUUCUUCGUUUCAAACAGCGCUGCCGCACAGAAAUAGCAACUCGUCAUGUAGCUCGCCGCCUGGCAUCUACACUGGCUCCCGCGACUCAUCUAACGACACGCCAACCACCGCGACUUACAGCACAGCAUCGGCGGCAAGCGACAGCGGUGGCCUGUUUGGCGGCCCGCCGCCUGCUGCCGGUCUUGGCGACCAUCAAACGGUCUUCAUGACGGACGAAAUGUGGAACACAGCAGAGAUUCACGCCUUUGUGCAGUCAACAUCGUCGAAUCAGCCGCACGUCUCUGGAGUAGGGCCGGAAACCCAACCACUAGAUGUAUCUUGGAAUUUUAUGGGAUAA
This is a messenger RNA of Pyricularia grisea, 2903 nucleotides long. RefSeq lists its product as uncharacterized. The coding region runs from base 147 to 2903 and encodes 918 amino acids. The transcript is spliced from 7 exons. Gene Ontology annotation, biological process: regulation of DNA-templated transcription. The record is from RefSeq and is a predicted model, not a curated record. Gene Ontology annotation, cellular component: nucleus. Gene Ontology annotation, molecular function: DNA-binding transcription factor activity, RNA polymerase II-specific; zinc ion binding. Lineage: Eukaryota; Fungi; Ascomycota; Sordariomycetes; Magnaporthales; Pyriculariaceae.